This is a messenger RNA of Fusarium keratoplasticum, 2502 nucleotides long. RefSeq lists its product as uncharacterized. NCBI's taxonomy places the organism in Eukaryota, Fungi, Ascomycota, Sordariomycetes, Hypocreales, Nectriaceae. Gene Ontology annotation, molecular function: protein binding; oxidoreductase activity. Gene Ontology annotation, cellular component: mitochondrion. The transcript has a single exon. Bases 1 to 2502 code for a protein of 833 amino acids. The record is from RefSeq and is a predicted model, not a curated record.
AUGGCUCCCUCACCACGCGUUGUCAUUAUUGGAGCCGGCAUCGUCGGCGUCAAUGUCGCCGAUGAGCUGGUCUCCCGCGGCUGGUCAGACAUCACCGUCGUCGACCAGGGUCCCCUGGACAUGCCCGGCGGAUCUACCUCUCAUGCCCCUGGCCUUGUCUUUCAGACCACCACAUCCAAGACAAUGACCGCUUUCGCCAAGUACACUGUUGAGAAGCUUCUGUCUCUUGAUUGCUUCAGACAAGUUGGUGGCUUGGAAAUUGCCACCACCCCUGAGCGCUUGGAGGAGCUCAAGCGAAAGAAGGGAUAUGCCUCUUCAUUUGGUGUUGAGGCGCAUCUCAUCAGCCCUGAGCGAUGUCUCGAGAUGUACCCUCUUUUGAACAAAGAUCUUGUCCUCGGUGGCCUGCACAUUCCUACCGAUGGUCUGGCACUAGCUGCCCGCGCUGUCCAAGAACUUAUCAACCGCACCCGCAAGGCCGGAGUGCGUUAUCUUGGCUCAACAACUGUCACUAGCAUCGACCACGCCGACGGUCACGUUUCAGGCGUCGUGACACGUGAUGGCACCAUUCCCGCCGAUAUUGUCAUCUCAUGCGCUGGUUUCUGGGGCGUCGAGGUGGGAGCAAUGGUUGGCGUGCCCAUCCCUCUAACGCCCAUGGGCCAUCAGUACGUCAAGACGACUCCCGUACCUGGUCAGGCGGCCAGGGUUCCAGAGCCCAACGGCGUGAGACUCCCCAUUCUGCGACAUCAGGACCAGGAUCUGUACUACCGCGAGCACGGUGACCAUUAUGGUAUCGGCUACUACGGUCACCGACCGAUGCCAGUUGUGGCCGCCUCGUUGGGCGAGACACCCAAGCACGUCACCGAGCAUAACAUGCCAUCUCGCCUCGACUUUACUCCCAAGGACUUUGAGCCCGCUUGGAAGCUCACUCAGGAGAUUCUCCCCACUCUGCGAGAGACCGAGAUUGCGAGUGGGUUCAACGGCAUCAUGUCCUUCACACCGGACAACGGCCCGCUUGUUGGCCAGGCCCCUGGCUUCGACAACUUCUAUGUGGCCGAGGCUGUGUGGGUGACGCAUUCCGCGGGCGUGGCUCGAGCCCUGGCUCAAGUUCUGACGACGGGCAAGUCUGAGCUCGAUCUCACUGAUUGUGAGCUCUCGCGAUUCGAGCAGGUCCAACUUUCUCCUGGCUAUGUUGUCGAGACAUGCUCGCAGAACUUUGUCGAGGUCUACGAUAUUAUCCACCCUAUGCAGCCCAAGGAGUCACCUCGAAACCUACGCGUCAGCCCAUUCCACUCUCGCCAACAGGAUCUUGGCGCCUAUUUCCUUGAGGGUGGUGGCUGGGAGCGUCCUCACUGGUUCGAGUCCAACCAGAAGCUCAUCAAGGAUCUCCCUGAGGAGUGGAAGCCCGUCGAGCGUGAUGCCUGGUCAUCUAGGUUCUAUUCACCCAUCUCUGCGGCAGAGGCUUGGAAGACACGAACUUCAUUGGCCAUGUACGACAUGACCCCCAUUCGCAGGCUUGAGGUGUCUGGUCCUGGUGCUGCAGAGCUUCUUCAGCGUCUAUCGACUGCGAAUGUUGCUGGAAAGCCCGGCACUGUCACAUUUACUCUUCUCCUCGACGACCAUGGAGGUAUUCGCAGCGACGUCUUUGUGUCCAGACUCUCGGAGGACUUGUUCCACGUCGGUGUCAACGGCCCUGUCGACUUGGCCUACUUUACCCGGGAAGCUCGUGUUCAGACCAAGAAGUCUCCAUACCGAUUUGUCGAAGUUCGCGACAUCACUGGAGGCCUCGCCAGUGUCGGUUUCUGGGGACCUCGUGCUCAAGAUGCGAUCAAGUUGAUCACCAAGGACGAUUUUAGCGAGCGGGCUCUUCCCUAUCUCCAUACCAAGAAGGCAGUCAUUGCGGGCAUCCCCGUCAUUGCAACGAGGUUCUCGUACAUUGGAGAGCAGGGCUGGGAGAUUUACACAACUGCCGACAACGGCUUGAGACUCUGGGAUGCUCUCUGGCAGGCUGGUCAUCCAUAUGGAGUCAUCGCCGCUGGUCGAAGCGCUUUCAACGCCCUACGAAUCGAGAAGGGCUUCCGGUCUUUUGGCAUUGACCUGACAACUGAGUACGACCCUUAUGAGGCUGGACUUGAGUUUGCCAUUCAUCCUGGCAAGGAAGGCUAUGUUGGACAUGCUGCGCUUAAGGGCAAGUCCAGUGAGAAGGCUGCUAAGCGACUCCGUGGUCUCAUCAUCAACGACGGACGCUCAGUGGUUCUUGGAAAGGAGCCAGUGUUCGCCAAGGGUCGAGCAGUCGGUUACAUCACCAGCUCAGCAUUCGGAUACAGCAUUGGCAAGCCCAUCGCGUACGUCUACCUCCCCAAGGACGUCAUCGACGGAGACACAGUCGAGAUUGAGUACUUUGGCCGCCGUAUCAAGGCGACGGUCGCGGAUCCGGCUCUGUACAAGCCAGAGUCGAGUCCCUAUGGACAGACUAGCACGGCCAGCUUCUCGGCUCGUCUAUGA